GGAGAGCAGGUGAGGAGGGGUCUCUCCUCAGAUCAUGACAUUAGCACAGAUCACCCCUUCACCUGAUACGCGCUUUCCGACGAACUCAGUGUGAGCGAACCGAGGAUCUUACCGGGGCUACGGUCCACUGCGAUUCGAGCGGCGGAAGCGGACAAAUCGACCCGAAGCGCCUCUCGUGCGCGUGAGGAAAGUGAAAGUGAGCAUGUCGUCAUCCACAGAGAUCGGCAGAUUAAUGUACUACUAGAAGCAAUGCCACUGUGUGACAGCGGGCCCAGUCAUGUGCUGUGACUGGUGUACUUCUGGAGGUUUUCUCCAAAGAAGAUGAGGAAAUACAUUGCAUCUGCCUCAAGGAGAAUGAACCCUGAUCCUUUCUCUCACCUCUAAUUGACCUUCAUCCUCCUCGAGGAAUGAAGACGGUGAGCCGAACUUGCUGCAGUUCCACGCUCGUCCAGAUGAGGCGCUACAGAGCAGGGGUUUAUCCUUUCCUGUUUCCAUCGGUCAUCAGCUCCCUGAACCUACCCUCCCCAACGCAGACUCGAAACACCCCCAACGGUGGAGGAAGCCCAUCUCCUGUGGCCAUUGAGACUCAGAGCACCAGUUCAGAGGAAUUGGUCCCCAGUCCUCCAUCACCUCUACCCCCUCCUCGUGUCUACAAACCCUGCUUCGUCUGCCAGGACAAGUCCUCGGGGUACCACUAUGGUGUCAGUGCCUGUGAAGGCUGCAAGGGUUUUUUCCGCAGAAGUAUUCAGAAGAACAUGGUGUACACAUGCCACAGGGAGAAGAACUGCAUUAUCAACAAGGUGACUCGGAAUCGCUGUCAGUACUGCCGGCUGCAGAAGUGCUUCGCUGUGGGGAUGUCCAAAGAGUCUGUCCGGAAUGACAGGAAUAAGAAGAAAAAGGAGAUUCCAAAGCAAGAGUUGGCUGAGAGUUAUGAGUUGACAGCAGAACUAGAGACCAUUAUCGAGAAGAUACGGAAAGCCCACCAAGAGACGUUUCCCUCACUCUGCCAGCUGGGCAAGUACACCACGAACUCCAGUGCGGAUCACCGCGUGCGUCUGGAUCUGGGUCUCUGGGACAAGUUCAGUGAACUGGCCACUAAGUGCAUUAUUAAAAUCGUGGAGUUUGCCAAACGAGUUCCUGGUUUCACUGGACUCACUAUCGCUGAUCAGAUCACACUGCUCAAAGCCGCCUGCCUCGACAUAUUGAUACUGCGUAUCUGCACACGUUACACCCCAGACCAGGACACAAUGACGUUCUCUGACGGUCUCACGCUAAACCGCACACAGAUGCACAACGCUGGCUUCGGCCCGCUCACAGACCUGGUGUUCACCUUCGCCAACCAGCUCCUGCCCAUCGAGAUGGACGACACGGAGACGGGACUGCUGUCUGCCAUCUGCCUCAUCUCCGGAGAUCGCCAGGAUUUGGAAGAGCCUUCAAAAGUAGACCAGCUCCAGGAACCCCUGCUAGAGGCUCUGAAAAUCUACGUGCGAAAGCGGAGACCCAGCAAGCCUCAUAUGUUCCCCAAGACCCUGAUGAAGAUCACAGACCUGCGCAGUAUCAGUGCUAAAGGUGCCGAGCGAGUGAUCUCUCUGAAGAUGGAGAUCCCUGGAUCAAUGCCUCCUCUCAUCCAGGAGAUGCUGGAGAACUCAGAGGGUCAGGACGGACAGAGUUCCUCAGAGCGAAGUGGCUCGGACAAAAAUAGCAGCAGUUCCACGGAGCCCAAAGCCUCUGCCCCCUCCCCGGAGCCCACAGACGGGGCUAACUCCUCCAGCGAGGAGCCCUAGAGUCUAAGCGACUUAUGAAACCUCAGACAGAGAGACUAGACCUCUCCGGUGAGCUGGAUUUCUGCUUUAAGAACAAACGAUGGCUGAUGUAUAAUCAAAACAGCUUAGAAGACUCACACACACAUUGUGUGUGUCCUGUGACAGAUGUGAAGCUCCUCAGGUCUCCUGUAUGGAUUUCUUCAUGUGCAUGAUAAGCUGUUACUUUUUAUUCAUUGAUUUCCACACUUUCUCUUUCAUUCAAGCUGAUGCAUUCAUUGUACAUAUCAUUGUAUGUUUCUAUGAUGCAUUUGUUGGUGCUUUUGACAUUAUCUAACAUGCUCAUUUAAAACAAGCCGAAGUCCUUUAAAAUACACUUAUAUAGAAUGUUUUUGCUAUAGACUGUAUAGAACGCAAAUAUUUUACAUCGGUUUGUAUAUUUAAAGCUGGUUCAAUUCAUAUUGUUUUAAAUCAAUCUCUAUGUUCACUUCUCUAUGUAGGGUGUGUCUGAUCAGUAAUCUGAUUUCAGGCCUUCAUACAGAAGAAGGACUUAGUAUUAGAUUUCAACCACUCUCUGUCAUACUCACCCUCAUGGUGUUCUAAAACUGUAUGCUUAGUUGUCAA
Molecule: messenger RNA, 2384 nt
Organism: Puntigrus tetrazona (Sumatra barb)
Lineage: Eukaryota; Metazoa; Chordata; Actinopteri; Cypriniformes; Cyprinidae
Product: retinoic acid receptor beta-like
Exons: 9
Coding region: 408-1784 (458 amino acids)
Biological process (GO): cellular response to corticotropin-releasing hormone stimulus; regulation of transcription by RNA polymerase II; retinoic acid receptor signaling pathway
Cellular component (GO): nucleus; transcription regulator complex
Molecular function (GO): RNA polymerase II cis-regulatory region sequence-specific DNA binding; nuclear receptor activity; nuclear glucocorticoid receptor binding
Source: RefSeq, a predicted model, not a curated record